Messenger RNA from Protopolystoma xenopodis, 588 nucleotides. The record is from the annotation of a GenBank genome assembly. Lineage: Eukaryota; Metazoa; Platyhelminthes; Monogenea; Polystomatidea; Polystomatidae.
AUGUUGAUGUUGGCGUUGGCGUUGACGUUGACAAGUCGAGGUGCGUUGAGUUCGAACGUUGUCGGAAUUAGCAGCAAAUUGCGGUCAUUCAUUGGCUCGGGCCAACGACGGAAAGAGGCACUGCUUUCGUGGAAAGGCCACGAGGAGAAAGCAUCUGCGCUUGGUUGGAAGGGGUUGAAAAAUGCAACCUUGAAGGACUGGAGUUUCUCAUUUUUUACAACUGGGUCUUGUUGUUGCCAGGCGCAAUUAGUAGAACGCAUCUAUUCCGAAGUCGUCCGCCAGAGUAGUUGUCAUGAUUCCCAGCAUCAGACAGUCGACUUGGUACAUUCUCAGACGUUUCGCCGGCACCGAGGUCAAUCCCUCGACGAGUGUUCUGCCAAAAAUGGUUACACUAUCACUCCUUUUUCUGUCCUCGUCUAUCUAUCUACUCUUUACACUCUUGAGAAUGUACCAAGUCCACUGUUUGAUGCUGGGAAUCAAGAAAGCUGUCAUGAAAGCAGACGACUUCAGACUAGGUACGUUCUACAUAGUCGCCAUGACAACAGGACCAAGUUGCGACCACGAGGUCAACCCACUUCUGUACAUUGA